GCCGCCGUGAGGCGGGAGGGGGGAGAGCAGGGGCGGCGGGCGGUGCUGGUGCUGGCGCUGGGCAGGGCAGAAGAGAAGGCGCGGGCUGCCGGGCUCGCUUCUCCGGAGGGAAUGACGGAUGCCGUGAUCCCCAGUGGCGGCGAGAUGGAGCGGGAGCAGCAUCAGCGGACGGAGAAGACCAGCGCGGGCGUCCUCGGACUGGGGAGUAACAGAGCGGGAGCCGCUGAGGACACCACACAAAAUGGCGGACGCUCUGAGAGCAGUAACGCUGGGGAGGCGCUGCUGGUGGCUUCUGCUGCUGCAGAGGACAAGGUCCCCACAAACCUCAGCAUCACUGGCAGCAGCCAGCGCAGGAGCAGCAUCUCGACGGCACAUGAACAGCAGCAGCCGCCCAGCGGUGUGCUCGGGGGGCCGCCCCCUCUCCCUAAGCCCCCAGAAGACCACCAGCCUGUUAGGAGGAACUUUCAUAUCCCCAGGAAGACCAGAGAAAAGAAAGCACUCUUUCAGCCAGUAGCUCAAGGUUCUCGAGAAUUUGAGGAUAUUUUGAAGAUUCUGCAUUCAUCUUACUUGGAUGCAAGUUCAGUGUCCAAUUUCCAUUACCAGAGCGCCAGCUUAGUUCAUAGUGAACUGCUGGAAAAGGAAUUCACAGAAAAACGCAGGGAGCUGAAAUGUGAUGGUCGCCUGGAAAAGGAGCUCUCUGAGAGCUACGCCUUCCUCCUGGUGAAGCGCUGUCAGAUCCAAGGCAUAUGUGAAAAGGGGCUGCAGGUUGGCCACUCCGAAAUAUCAAUCCUCGGCAGCCCUUCCAUGGGUGUAUAUAUCUCCAAGUAUGCUGAUUUAUUGCAGUCUAAUCCUCUAGAACCAGGAGCAGCUGGAGAUGUGAUGGUUUUUAAAAUAAUAAAGGGAAAAAUGAAAAGUAUCUAUGAGCACAUUGAUAUGAAAGCAAUGGAAUCAACUGUAAAGAGUGUGUUAGAUCCAACCCCAAAUCAUGAGUGUCACAUUUCAAAGAAUGCACAUAAAAUAACCUCCUUGUUGUCUUACCGAGCCUAUGAACGAACUCAGUACUAUUUUUAUGAAUAUGACUUUGGUGAGAUAAGGCGAAGACCAAGACAUGUUUGUCCUCAUGCUGUUGUUUCAUUUACUUAUAAAAGUGACAUGGUGCCAGGACCAAAAUUCUCGUCCUCAUCAAGUGGCCAGAAUUCUCUGUUACAACCCAGUCUUUCUGUCUGUCUUUUGCUUAGACCAAACACCUUCAACACAGAUAGAAGAACAGAGAAAUCUGCUGUUACAGUAUGGAGGGGACAGCUUUGGAAUAAGGGCAAACUUGUGUGCCAUGUUUCCUUAAAAUCAGCAACAUGUUCCUUCCCUCCAUGCAAGCUCCCUGAGAAGCUUGAGGUUGAAAAGGUUGUCAGCAUUGAUGAGCUGAAGAAAAAAAUUUCACCAGCGUUGUUCUUUAAAGAAACUUACCAAGUAGGAAAAGAAGUGUUGAAGGACGGCCUGUACUGUAGCCUGUAUGAAGUUGUGGAGAAGUCCCGUUCUGGGAGUCACUUGGAGGGUUUACUUCAAAAACUAGAGAAAGAGAAACUUGUUCUUGUGAAACCACUUCUGGACAGAGGAUUUCUUUUUCUCCUUUCUCCUUGGCAAAUGAUGUCCCCUUAUGACCACCAAGCUGGAUGGUCCCGUGUGUUUCAUGCAUUAUUUCUGUUUCCAGAGCCUAGAGGUGUAAUUAGCUCAGCAGCACAAAGAAGUGUUCCAUUUGGAAAUUCAGCUCCCGUGGCUUCACGUGAAAAAAAGGAAAUCAUUCCAGAAUUCACAAGGUUUAUUUCAUCUCUACAUUUUGCUUUAAUCCAGGCUCGUAAAGAGACUAGUGCACCCUUCGAUCUUGUUGUUGUUGUUGAAAAGUAUAUACAUGAGUAUUUGAAAAAGCUCUUUCGUGGCGCUCUAAAGGGUAGAGAAUUUAAAUUACGUGAGUAUUCGACGCGGUUGGAUGACAAAAGAUAUGUUUAUCCUGCUCCGAGAUAUAAAGCUCACAUUGAUGAAUACUUGCAAAACUAUAUCUUUCGUUUUGGGACGUAUCAGCUGCCUCUUUCUAGAGCUAAAGAACUGAUUGAGAGGAAUUUGAGACCUCAGCAGUUCAGUCCCAUCUCAGACUAUGAAGCCACAGAAGACUACUCGGAUUUUGCCAAGGCAAAAUGCAGGAAAAGAAUCCAUGCAAAAUAUGAAGCCACUGCUGCCAAGCAAAAGCUGCUUCCUUCUGGAGAUUAUGAUACUGAAAGACUCAAAGAACUUAUUAACUUAAUCCAGUGUAGGAAAAAAACUGCAGGUGGAGAUUCUGAUUCUGAAGACCCCAGAAUUAGAAGUGGUCUGAAAAGAAAGCUGGAAAAAGAGUCUGAAAGUUUGCACAAAUACUUAAAAAAGAGUGAAUAUUCAGAGAAUAUUUGUCAGUAUGACGGGGGCAGAACCUCGGAUUCACUACACUCUGUUUUCUCAACUAAUUCUGGUCUGGGUGGACACAAUGCUGACUUCAGGCAGCAAGAUGGAUCUGAUUCUGCUGCUGCUGACCCACAUGGCCUCAUUAAAAUACUUUUGGAAACACUAGCUACUGGAGGACACUUGGAUUCCUCAUUGAUACAGUCUAUAAAUCAAGUUUUAAGCACUGAUGAAAUGGAAGAGGAUAUGAGACAAAACUAUGAAUAUGAAUCCAUUCCAACUCAGGAUCAUGAGCUUCCUAAUACUGCUCAGGCUGACAGUGUUAACUUCAAGGACCCUGAAAGCCUAGUGAUUCUGGAACCUGAUGUGCCAUGUCUGCCCUACCCUGUCAGUGCUGAUCUACGGCUUCCAGAUAACGAAGUAGGCUUUGAAGACACACUGCAGUUACAAGAAGCAAGCAUUGGAAGCCUAAGUACCUUUGAAGACUGCAGUCCUAGUGCACCUAUAGAACAUGUGCAUGGCAGUCAACAUCCCAACUCAAAUAAUACAGGAGAAGUUGGAAUGCACUGGAAACUUAUUCCAAUUACAGGUCUGAAAUCACCAGAAGAGCCACUGGUGUAUUUGCCACCAACGGAUGCCCUUCCUAAUGACCCCCGGGUAAUAAAUAGACAGAGAAGUUCUGAUGACCAGUUUCCAUACUCUCCAUUUUCAGACACACAAAAGGGGACAGCAGAAGAUGGACAUUAUACAGGACAAGUGGAGAAACCUGAAGAUGAGUAUGGGCUAGCGGACCACCCUUUUUCAGCUAAGCAUUCCAUUAGUGCAGUAAUAGAAACGACCCUGUUAGAAGAAUAUAAUCUCUUUGCACAAAAGAUUCAAGAAAUUUUGCAGCAGAAGAACAUUGCUUACGUUAGUGGGAUGCCCACACCGGUCUUCUCUGCCCGAGAGAGGAUAAUGAGACUUUCUGAAUACAUAUGUUUAAAGGCAUCAGAGGUGUCUGUCCAAGAAUAUAUAGAGACACUGAAUGAAAAGUUGCACAGUGUCAUUUUGGCUUCUUCCUGCAUUAAGCCCCCUCAACCCAUUUAUUCUAGUCCUGAACCGUCCGAAGUUGGGAGCAACACUGCAGCAAACCCUGUGCCCGACACACUGUCUGUGUGCAGGGACUCUGACACAGCACUGUUACCAGAGCCACUGGGCAAUAACCUGCUGGAAGAUCUGCACUCCAGUGAGCAGCCUUCAUCAAGCGUGCCCCUAGUGAAGGAGAAAAUGGAUCAUGUGAACACUAAAGCAGAGGAUCAGACCUCUUCUAGUGGGGAUCUGGUGGAGCCACCAGAGAAGACACAGAAAUCCCCCGAGAACCUAAACAUUUCAACUCAACCAGCUUUUUCUAAUAUUAUAAGCCAGAUAAAACCUGAAGUAUUUACCAGCUUGGUCAAAAUUAUGAAAGAUGUACGGAAAAAUACUGUCAAAUUUUAUAUUCAUGAAGAGGAAGAAAGCGUUCUUUGCAGAGAAAUCAAGGAUUAUCUUAUAAAGUUGGGUAAUACAGAGUGCCAUCCAGAGCAGUUCCUUAAGAGAAGAGCUGAUUUAGACAAACUGUUGAUCAUCAUCCAAAAUGAAGACAUCGCCAACCUCAUCCAUAAGAUCCCAUGCCUAGUAACUUUGAAGAGGCUCUCCUGUGUCAGCUUUGCGGGGGUUGAUAGUUUGGAUGAUGUGAAAAAUCACACUUACAAUGAACUGUUUGUGUCUGGUGGUUUUGUUGUGUCGGAUGAAUCUGUCCUUAAUCCAGAGUCCAUCACUACAGAUAAACUAAAGCAAUUCUUAGAGUUUCUGGAGGCUCUCAAUACCCCAGAUGGGAAAUGGCAGUGGAAAGUCCACUGCAAAAUACAAAAAAAACUGAAAGAGCUGGCGAGGAUGAAUGCCAAUGCCCUGAGUCUGCUCACACUUGUGAACACCUAUCAAAAGAAGCACUUGGUUGAGAUUCUGUCUUACCAUAACUGUGAUUCUCAAACUCGAAUUGCUCCAGACCUAGACUGUCUCAUCAGGCUUCAGGCUCAAAACAUACAGCAGAGACAUGUUGUCUUCUUAACAGAAAAGAACCUCAAAACAUUCUCGAGUUAUGUUGAUAAUGGCAUAGUGGUUGCUGCUGUUGAUGACUUUAUGGAGAAUUUCAAAAGCCUCGUUGGGUAUCACAACUCGGUUACGGAGCAGAGCUGCCUUCCUGCCUCUGGAGCUCACCAAAGACAAUCAGUUCUUGUAGAAAAGGAUGAGAAGGAUGAGGAGGACAUGUCUCUGGAUUCAGGGGAUGAAAUAUCACAGAUAGAAAUCUGCAGUGAUGCCUCUAAGUAUGAUACUCAUGUGGAAGCUUUGCAGACAGAGGCCAAGGGCCCACAUGGAGUAGAUGCUAAAGAAAGCUGCUUAUCAGUUACAGAGUUAUCUCCCGAAGCACAAACUGGCCUGGUGGAAAAGACUUCUAAAAGUGACUUGGAAGAGAAACAGCCACUUACUCCAGGUUCUACAACAUGCUCUGCUGAGGGAGAAAAACACAAUUCAGUUGAACAAACUCCUUUCAGUAACUUCCCAGUUUACAGCAGACAAUUAAACAUGUCCCAUCAAUUCAGCCACUUAAAUGUACUCACUCAUCAGACUUUUCUGGGAACAACAUAUCCAAUUUCUUCUGCAAAUCAAAACCAAGAAGGGAGCAAUUAUUUUCUCUCUGCCUACAGUCAGAGCAUGGAUACAGAAAAGUCCUCAUCACCUGGUGGCUGGGACAGCAGCUGUGAUUCUUCCAGGCCAUAUUCAGAACAGAAAUAAACUCUUAAGUCUCUUUUUCUAAGUUGCUGUGGACUUUCUAAAAUGUUGGAUUAACAAUUUCUAUUUUAUUCUGGAGCAGAAUGUUUCUUGUUCUUGUUAUCUCAAAUGUUUUCUUGUUCUAUUUAAAUUCCUGAUGGCUUGUCCCUCUUGGAACCAUCUGAAAGUUUAAAUAAAUAUAUAUUUUUUAACGUUUACUGUACUUGAAUUAUCUUGUUUGUUGGCACUUUUAAGUUUCUACAUUUGUAUUUGACCUGUUACCUGGGCUUCAGUUUGAGGUCUGUUUUCAUGUAAAACUGAAUGUUUGCCUAAAAUAU
This is a messenger RNA of Lepidothrix coronata (blue-crowned manakin), 5552 nucleotides long. It is a transcript of the gene TASOR, whose product is annotated as family with sequence similarity 208 member A. Bases 112 to 5238 code for a protein of 1708 amino acids. The record is from RefSeq and is a predicted model, not a curated record. Lineage: Eukaryota; Metazoa; Chordata; Aves; Passeriformes; Pipridae. The transcript is spliced from 23 exons. Gene Ontology annotation, cellular component: heterochromatin; nucleoplasm. Gene Ontology annotation, biological process: negative regulation of gene expression, epigenetic; protein localization to heterochromatin. Gene Ontology annotation, molecular function: chromatin binding.